AUGGUCGCAUCGACAACUGUAUCGUUUGACGACUUUGUCAAGCAGACGCGGGAGAAGAAGAAGAACGAGACGCUCGCCCAGCAGUUCCUCGGCGGCGGAAGCCGUGGCCGGAAACCCAAUGCCUCCGGUGCGGGCGCAAAGCCGCGGGUCGAUUCUGAGAAGCCGUCUCUUCUCAGUCGCAUAAACGGUAGUGCUGGUGUUCAAAAGCGAUCGGCGAGUGCGAAGCCAGCCGGCAGCAUCGACGGGAAAUGGCAACACGACCUGCACAAGCUGAACAAUCCCCGCGGCGCAGCCAACACCAGGAACCACCUUGCGCGAACGGCGUCGGCGUCGCAAGUCGAGCGCAACACAAGGACAUUUGACAAGUUCGCCUCGUCGCUCAACCGGGGUGCGGGCGCACGCAGCAACGAUGGUGCGGGUAUCAGCAUCCGAGGUGUUGCAAACGGAGGACCAUGCACCGUCAUUGCGAGCAACUUUGCACCCGGGACAACAGCCGCCGAUAUCGAGGCUGUCAUGAGCCCCAUUGGAGGAGAGACUCUAGGAUGCAAGCUUUUGUCCGCAAGCCCAACGGUCAUGGUGGAGCUUCAGUUUGCGACCAGGGAAGGAGCGGAGAAUGUCAUUGCGACGUUCAACAACCAAAAGGCUGAUGGCAGGCUUCUCUACGUAUACAUGAAGGACGUCCCUGCGAGCACCCAUCUGUCGCUGUCCCGAGCCCCAGCUGGUCGUCUGACCCAAUCAGCCGAUGACAUGGAAAUCGACACAGGCGCACGAGCUGGUAGCUUCCAAGAUGGACGAUAUGGCUUCAACGAAAGUGGUCAUCGCGACCCACCACGAGGCCCGCGCCGUCGCUACUAA
This is a messenger RNA of Bipolaris zeicola 26-R-13, 855 nucleotides long. RefSeq lists its product as uncharacterized. The coding region runs from base 1 to 855 and encodes 284 amino acids. The record is from RefSeq and is a predicted model, not a curated record. The transcript has 2 exons. Lineage: Eukaryota; Fungi; Ascomycota; Dothideomycetes; Pleosporales; Pleosporaceae. Gene Ontology annotation, molecular function: nucleic acid binding.